Molecule: messenger RNA, 2202 nt
Organism: Lachancea sp. 'fantastica'
Lineage: Eukaryota; Fungi; Ascomycota; Saccharomycetes; Saccharomycetales; Saccharomycetaceae
Source: the annotation of a GenBank genome assembly
AUGAGAUCCGAGAAGAACAAGACAGAUGUGGAAGCACUGGAGGAAAGUGAAGAGGAGAAAUAUGUUCCCAGUGUGUCAUUCGACACCGUGCCCUUGCUUGCCGGGAUUGCUUGUGAAUGUUCAGAUGACAACCAUGAUGACCAUAUGCUGGAAUACACAGAGGACGAGUUUUACGACAACGAAGCACCUACCGAUAAUUAUGGACAUCUGGGCUACCUCAGCGAGUACGAUUUGAUAGAUUCAAAGAUAGACGGGCUGGAUGGAUUCCAUAUAGGCAGAGAUGGCCGUAUCACACGAACAGAUUAUCCAACCCGGCCCACAAUUGUGAACGAUGCGUUGGUUCUAAACAAGGCCCAUAAAGCUUGGCUGACGCUAUGGCGUCAAAGAAAGGCAUCGAUUGAUUCGAGACUGCGAUCACCUUCUGCACAUUUUGUGUUCCCCGACUUUGUGGUGCCAGCAGAAUCAAAUCCCAAGAUCACUAGUGCAAGUGGCUAUUCGCCGCUCACAAAGGAACAACGGAGACGGGCUCUUAUUAUCUCUAAGAAAGUUGGGUUUCCCAAUUCACCACGAACAAUUGUGUGCCAUAUCAGUGGCAGAAAGUAUACCUGGACUGCUCUGGACUGGCUUCUCAAACGGUUUUCCAAAGAUGUUGAUCAUCUUGUAAUAAUUGCUAACAUCCCAAAAAUGUCCAACAAUAGGUCGCGAUCCAGAUCGAGAUCCCGCUCGGCAGUAAGAAGAAGCAGAUCGGCAGCUCCUUCCAGGCCCCAUUCUGGAAAUUUCGAGACGAUGCACAGGACUUUUUCCGCAGGCCCCACCGACGAGCAAAACAGACAGCAACACGACGAAUGGCUAGAAUGGGCAUCGGGUUACGAUGCAGGUCGCAUAAAGGAGGUUUUGAAGAACAUCUUGGACUAUGUGAUGUGUAUUCUUCCAGAAAAUCGAGCCGUUAAAAUUACAGUGGAGAUCAUUAUCGGCAAGACGAAACAUAUUCUUGUGGAUAGCAUAAACGUAUACUUUCCUGAUCUGAUGGUUCUCAGCUCUGUACGGUCCGGUGAAACCGAAAGCAUGGUGAAGUGGAAGUCGAGAAGUCUGAUAGACAAAGCCUGUCAAACAUUUCCUGUGCCCAUCGUUUUGGUGCCCGUGAAGAAGCUUUUGGAUCUGGAAAGUACUGUAAGAGAUGAUCUGGAUGAGCAGAUCAAGACGAAGGCGAACGAGAAUAGUGCUCAGAUGCCUCCGUUGCAGCAUUCAAAUACAGCACCUGGAGUGCUUGAUCAUAUAGGCACUUCCGACCACUCUGUCACUGGCUCUUCGGCUUCUGAAACAGCAGAAUCCUCGCCGUUAGAGAAUGAUGUUUCUGCCGUGAGUUCCGUAUCGUCCUCACUGAAGAACAAUGCUACAACUGCGGAUUCACAGUUGAAGGAUGACUUGGUGGCCUUGCGGAGAAAAACCAAGUCGAGGAUUUUGGAUUUGGAGAAUGAUAAUUCGUUAUCCGUGGACAAACGGCUGGUUUCCGGUUUUGACGAAAUAUUGAAUUCGACCCUGAAAUUUGCUGAUCUUCUGGAUGCCUUGAAUCAAAGCACAGAAUCACUUGUUGAACUGAAGAAAGUGUUCACUGGCGAGGCCAAAAAUCAAACCCCGCGUAGCAACAGAUCUAUGCUCGACGUUGUCGACUCACCCAAAGCUUCAAGUUCCCGCCAGCAUAAGAGAAGGACUCCGGUUAAGGCCAAAUUUCAGCUUCCGUCGGCGCAAGCCAGCCAUCCUGGCUCAGCUGCAAACACCGCUAAUACAUCGAUACCAAAGGUACAGAUCCAGUUCGCGCCCGAAGUCAAGGGGAAAGAUGGCAGCAACAUGUCCGGGCGCGAUGAGAUCGAAAGAACGCUUUCCUACGACGCUACCUUAAGACCUCACUCUUCUCACGGUAUUGAGGGUGCACUCCGGGAAACAGAUUUGCGCAAAGUUCGUAGUGCGAGUGUGUUGAAGCCCACCAAGUCUGCCACUAUGGGACAGGACAUCAAAAAGAUGAGCAAAGGCUUUUUUUUCCUUUUUGGGGGUUCUGACAGCGGUGCAAACAGCGGCUCGGGUAGUCUUGCAAGCACGCCGUCUUCGAGUAGGAGAAACAGCAGUGGGAGUGAAGUGACAGGUUUAACGUUGAACACGCCAAAAAAGAAGAGAAGGUCGCGCUUUUUCGGUUUGCGGAAGUGA